Clonostachys rhizophaga is the source of this 1653-nucleotide messenger RNA. Lineage: Eukaryota; Fungi; Ascomycota; Sordariomycetes; Hypocreales; Bionectriaceae. The record is from the annotation of a GenBank genome assembly.
AUGAAACGACCAAACUUUUUGGUGAUUGUCGCCGACGACCUGGGCUACAGUGAUUUGGGAUGCUUCGGCUCAGAAAUCGAAACCCCGUCACUGGACCGGUUGGCACAGUCGGGUGUAAGAUUGACUAAUUUCCACACAGCAUCAGCAUGCUCCCCAACGAGGAGUAUGUUGUUUUCGGGAACAGAUAACCAUAUUGCUGGGCUUGGGCAGAUGACAGAGCAUAUGGCAGGAUUCGUUGAAAACUACAAGGAUCGGCCCGGUUAUGAAGGCUAUCUCAAUUUUCGAGUCGCUGCGUUGAGCGAGAUCCUUCAAGAUGCAGGAUACCACACUCUCAUGUCUGGGAAAUGGCAUUUGGGAACAUCAGUAGAGACAGCACCAUGCUCACGAGGGUUUGACAAGAGCUAUGUAUUCCUGUCAGGAUGCUGCAACCAUUUCAACUACGAGCCACAGCUUGAUGACCCUUCACAUGGGCUUUUCACACCUAUGAAUGCUGGGAAGUUCUGGAUGGAAGACGACCGCUUUCUCGAUCGAAGGGACCCAAACGACGUCCCAAGCGACUUCUACUCUACCACGACCUUCACCGACGUUUUGAUCAACUCUCUACGAGAACGAAAUAACAACGAGAAGCCGUUCUUCGCCUACCUUCCAUUCACCGCCCCCCAUUGGCCACUGCAGGCGCCACGCGAGACGAUCGAAAAGUACAAGGGCUAUUAUGAUGAUGGACCGGCCGCGCUUCGAGUUCGACGUCUCCAAAAGCUUGUUCAGCUUGGACUCAUACAAGAGGGCGUGGAGCCUGCCCCCAUGACAGUUGAAUUAUGGGAUAAGAUGUCUGCCACAGAAAAAGCCGAGUCAGCACGAAAAAUGGAGGUCUACGCCGCCAUGGUUGAUUCUAUUGACCAAAAUGUUGGACGGGUCGCCAACUAUCUGGAGUCGACCGGCGAGCUAGACAAUACCUGCAUCUUGUUUAUGUCAGAUAACGGAGCUGAAGGUGCUAUGCUGGAAGCUAUCCCCAUGAUGGGCAGCGUUGGCUCUGUCCCCAAAUUGAUCAACAGAUACUACAACAACUCAAUCGACAAUAUGGGUAAUGCCGACUCGUAUAUCUGGUAUGGCGCCGAGUGGGCAUGUGCUUCCAUGGCCCCCUCGCGGGGUUUCAAGACGUGGAUUACCGAGGGAGGUAUUCGCUGCCCCUGCUUGAUCAGAUACCCAACCCUUUCCAAAUCUGGUUCUACCACAGACGCGUUCUGCACUGUCAUGGAUAUCCUUCCCACCAUACUAGAAUUUGCUCAGGUGCCAUUACCAGGGAAAGUAUUUAGAGAUAGGGAGGUUGUCCCUGUACGUGGUAGUUCAUGGGUGACGCAUCUGAACGACAAAUCACCUGCGAUCCAUGAUGAGGAAACUCAUAUUACAGGAUGGGAGCUUUUUGGUCAUAGAGCCAUCAGACAGGGUGCUUGGAAGGCACUAUAUAUGAAUGCGCCAAGGGGUAAAGAUAGAUGGGAGCUCUACAAUCUGCAAGUGGACCCUGGAGAGACAGAGGAUCUGGCCGAGAGGGAACCAGAAGUGCUAGAACGACUUAUCAAACACUGGGAGGUUUAUUAUGCCGAAUCUGGAAUGUUUGACCCCGGCCAUGAAUUUAGAUACACAAAAUACACGUAG